GUUGGGUUAAUAAUAACUAUAUUGAUUACAAUUUACAAUUAUUUUGAUGCGAAACUGGCAAUUGCAAACCUCCCUCGCGGCUCACACAAGAAUAUUUUUUGAUGAUUAUUUUGAUUUUUUAAAUUAAAUUAUUUACAGUUAUACACAAAUAAUGGAACUACAAGACACAUACUAUAGCAAAUCCGAAUACGUAGAAACGACGACGGGGAACAAAGUGAGUAGACAGGCGCAAAUAUACGGCUCGCAAAACAUUAUACUCAACGGCAAAGUUAUUCUACAAUCUGGCGUCAUGAUACGAGGUGAUCUUGCCAGCGUCAAAAUGGGUCGAUAUUGUUUUGUCGGCAAAGGUUCUGUAGUUCGUCCUCCGUGUAAAAAAUUCAGUGGAGGGUUUACUUAUUUUGCUCUUCAAAUUGGAGAUCACGUUCAUAUUGGCGAGCAAAGUGUGGUUCAAGCAGCAAUUAUCGGUUCCUAUGUACAUAUAGGCAAAAAUGUUGUAAUUGGUAAACGAUGCAUAUUAAAAGAUUGUUGCAUGAUUGAGGACAACACUGUGCUGGCUCCUGAUACUGUGGUGCCGUCAUUUGCUCAUUAUGCAGGAUCACCCGGAACCCAAAUCGGGCAACUACCAGUUUGUACACAGGAUUUGUCUAUAGAUUACACGAGGUCAUUUUAUGAUCAUUUUGUUCCAUCCAUUGAUAACUAAUUCACAUUCGUAUAUUUUUGAUAAUUUGUUCCUUACUAUAAUCAUUUUUUUUUUUAUAAAAUAUAUAUUAUGUUAAAACUCUUGGACAUAAUUUGUACUAAUGUUGGAAUUUUGGAUAUGUCGAGUUGGUAUGAUUGUCGUUUUUGGGAUUCACAAAUACAUUGGCCGGUAGCAUGUAUUCCAAAAGCAUGUUGCUUUCAGCUGGCAAACCCAAA
This is a messenger RNA of Adelges cooleyi (spruce gall adelgid), 915 nucleotides long. RefSeq names its product dynactin subunit 5 (gene DCTN5-p25). Lineage: Eukaryota; Metazoa; Arthropoda; Insecta; Hemiptera; Adelgidae. The record is from RefSeq and is a predicted model, not a curated record. The transcript has 4 exons. Bases 152 to 700 code for a protein of 182 amino acids.